UACUAGCUCCCCGCCCCUGCGCGCAUGAGCUCGCUCCUCUCCGGCUGCUUCCCAGGCGCCCCGCUCGCUCCCCCGAAAGUGACGAACAGUUGGAGCUGGGGACUCGCUCCUGUCCCCGGAGACAUGGGUGAGCCCCGCACCUGGGCGCGGCGGGCUGCGCUCUGCUGCGCGCUGCUCUGCGCUCCCUGGCUGCCUCUCGGCUGGGCAGGAGAGUGCAAACAGCUGGAGCCCUGUGAGAGGUGCAUUGAAGGAGACGCUUCCCGGAACAUCACAGGCUGUGUGUGGAUGCACUGCGGAGCCUUGGAGGAGCCAGGGCCUGGGGACUGUAUUGGGAAGGGAGAAGCCACCAAGGAGACGUGCUCCAUCUACAAUGUCACGGCUAUGUGCCCAGCGCAGCGAGCGUCCACCAAGGAGCCUCAGCGAGCGUCUACCAAGGAGCCUGAGAUCCUCACGCCAGGGACGACGGCCGGCCCCCCGCUGACGGCCACCCCCGAGUUCCGCCCGCCUGGCUUCAACUCGGCCAGCUUCGUAGGGGGAAUCGUCCUCGUGCUGAGCAUCCAGGCCGUCUUCUACUUCAUCGUCAAGUUCCUCAAGUCCAAGGAAAGCACCUACCAGACACUGAUCUGACGGCUGGUGCCCGGGGCGGCGCGGUGAAGUGGUUUCCUGUGGGAGGAGGAAUGGAAGACGAGGCGGUCGGUGCUCCAGCUGCUCUGCUUGCUCGCAGCUGCGCCCCUCUCCCUCCUUCGGCGCUGCUUGCUGGGGCAGGAGAUCUGGGUGCCGCGGAGCUAUGCAAAGCACUGCCAGGCCGGGUCCUCCGGGCGCGGAGCCAUGUUGUCCAUUAGACUCGUCACGGGGAGGCCUAGCCCCGGGGCCACACACUCCAUCCCAGACUCCGGCCAGUCCCCAGCAAGACCUAAGGUUGCUGCCUUGUUUGGGAAGCUCAGGGUGCCCUCCUGGCCCUGCCCUCUCUGGAUGGAUGGACCCCCGGGACUGAUGGGCUCAAACCACCUUUGCCGGACCCUCCACGGUGCAGCUCUAGCUCUGUUUGAUUGUUCGUUUCUCCCCCGCCCUGCGGCCCGGGGUAGCGAGCUCCCGUUUCCUGCUAUAAUUCCAGUGGGUGAGGGGGGCAAAGCUGGGUCAGCCACUUGCCUGCGGUCAGCAAGCCACUUGGCCUUCACCUUCUGUCUGCUGGAGGAACAUGCCUCCCUCCACCCCCAUGCACAUGCCUUGAGCCCUCUGCCCCACCCUGGCCUAUAACUUCUCACCAGCCUUUAUCUUUGUAACGCCUGCUCAGUCCUGCCGACUGAUCCUCCAACAGAAGGGCUUUCCCAGGCUACAGGGGCUGGAGAAGUCUCCCCUAGGCUCAGGUGAGCUUCCUAGUGCUGUUCCUUCUGGAGAUCUCAAGGGACCCACAGCCCACUGCUGGUUUCCUCUGUAAGGGUGGCCUAAGGGCCCCCCCAGAUGUUCCCCAGUUCAUCUCUCUGGUGCCUGCCAGCUGGCUUUUCCCCUCCCCAAGCCCUAUCUGCUCUCAGAGGGGGCUGGUUGUGUCAUUCCCCACGCUGGCUCCAUUUCCCCGGGGCGGGCUGCAGCCCGAGCCAGGCUGGUGGGACUCCAGGCUCCAACCCCUGGCCAUGCAGCGCUGCAGGGGGAUGGAGUCAUUGCACGCAGAGGAGGCAAAUAAAAGCACUUUCUUUUUCUUGAA
Molecule: messenger RNA, 1702 nt
Organism: Dermochelys coriacea (leatherback sea turtle)
Lineage: Eukaryota; Metazoa; Chordata; Testudines; Dermochelyidae
Gene: CD164L2
Product: CD164 molecule like 2
Cellular component (GO): cytoplasmic vesicle
Source: RefSeq, a predicted model, not a curated record